GCUUUGCAACGUCACAUUUAACAUUACCUACUGUAACUUUGUGCGCAGUUUCUUUGUAAACCAGAUAGGCGGGUUUAUCGUGGCUGUGGGAGGGUUCGGUGAAAGGGGGAAGUUCAGACCUUCUACUUCUGUUGUCUUUGUGUAAAGCAGUGGAGCGCCCGAUCUCACGCUAUCACUCUUCCCUCUUCCCCGAAUCCUUUUAAAACUCUCCCCUGGGUUUCUACCCACCCGAACCUCUCCCCUUCUACCCCACCCUCCCCCCGACAACACAUCUCAAAACACGGAUCAGAUCCCAUCUUUGUGACCAAAGACCCCCAGUUUUGACCCUUAAACUACAGCUUCUCCCAUCCAGUACUAAUUAUGGACUCCGGUGUGAUUGAAGGAGGACUCAAUGUCACCCUCACCAUUCGAUUGCUGAUGCACGGCAAGGAAGUCGGAAGCAUCAUCGGCAAGAAAGGUGAAUCUGUGAAAAAGAUGAGAGAAGAGAGCGGGGCUCGCAUUAACAUCUCAGAGGGGAACUGUCCUGAGAGGAUCAUCACUCUGGCAGGCCCCACCACCGCCAUCUUCAAAGCAUUCUCCAUGAUCAUCGAAAAGCUGGAGGAGGACAUCAGCAGCUCCAUGACGAACAGCACGGCCACCAGCAAGCCCCCAGUCACCCUACGCAUCGUGGUGCCAGCCAGCCAGUGUGGCUCCCUCAUCGGCAAGGGGGGCUGCAAGAUCAAAGAAAUAAGAGAGUCGACAGGUGCUCAGGUACAGGUGGCAGGGGACAUGCUUCCUAACUCUACAGAACGGGCCAUUACUAUCGCAGGGACGCCUCAGUCCAUUAUCGAGUGUGUCAAGCAGAUCUGUGUAGUUAUGCUCGAGUCUCCCCCUAAGGGGGUCACCAUCCCAUACCGACCCAAACCUUCAGGAUCCCCUGUCAUCUUUGCUGGAGGACAGGCGUACGCAGUUCAAGGACAGCAUGCCAUACCCCAGCCAGACCUCACCAAGCUCCACCAGCUGGCCAUGCAGCAGAGCCCCUUUCCCAUGGGCCCCAACAACACAGGGUUCCAAGGAGGGAUGGAUGCGUCUGCCCAGACCAGCUCCCAUGAGAUGACCAUUCCAAAUGAUUUGAUUGGCUGCAUAAUCGGUCGCCAGGGUUCUAAGAUCAAUGAGAUCCGUCAGAUGUCGGGUGCCCAGAUAAAGAUCGCCAACCCCGUGGAUGGCUCCGCAGACAGACAGGUCAUCAUCACUGGUUCUGCUGCCUCCAUCAGCCUGGCAGAGUACCUCAUCAACGCCAGCGUAGAGUCCUCUAAACCCUCCUCCUCGAACCCCGAACAGACCCACAGCACCAGCCUCCUCUGCCCUCCUCUUCUCUCCACCACUACCACCUCCUCUCCUGCUGCUACUUCCUCUACUGCUUCUUCCUCCUCCUCUUCUUCCUCCUGUUUGGCGCCCCCUUCCUCCAUCUCUCUGUCCUUGUUGGUUCCUCCAGACACUCCCUCCUCUGACUCCCCUACUAUCCCCUGUGUCUCCAGUCUGCUCAGUCUUAAGCCCCUCCCCCUCCUGGCCCUCCACUCAGCCAAUCCUGAGCCAAAGCUCUCCCCAGAGCUGGGUUCCAAGUCUAAGAGGCGAAGGCUUUCCCCUUACUAACACUACAGACAUGAACUACGUCCCAAAUGACACUUCCUGUAUAGUGCUCUACUUUUGACCAUGGCCCUAUGCGCAAUAGGGUGCUAUUUGGGAUGUAGUCAAGCUUAGUGUUGUCUGUACUGGCUCUUGCUCUACCGUUGUACCUGGCUGUGCAUCAUGCUUCUUAACUUUAAAGUAAAAAAAAAAAAUAAUAAAAUGGAAAAAGCCACACACACAAAAAAGCUAAAUGCCCAGAUAUGGCCUGAGGUCUCGUCCCCAUGUGUUGUUGAUCCACUGUUUGGUUUUGUCACCUUCACCAAAGGACUCUUGAGUCCCUGUUCUUUCUAUCUAAUGACACUCUGCAUCAGCAUGGACACUCUGUUCUCAGACUGACUUAUUGACUAAAAUCUUGUUGUUGGUUUCUCUUCUUUCUGUAAGCUCAGGUAACACCUCUCGUGUCCUCUUUAUAUUGAGAUCUCAAACUGGAUUUAAUUUAUUCUGAGGAAAAGAUCGGAAUAUGAACUUUGCCAUACCUGGGUAAUGUGUGUGGUAGCUAGUUACAUUUGUUGUAAACUGUUUAUUAUAUUGCUGAUAUCCUUGACUGAACACGUGUAGUGUAACAUGUUGAAGUAGUCUCACUGGGUGUCAUGCUCACUUUAAUAGUUUAUCCUCGAGUAUCAUAUGUUAUCUAAUUUUAAAUCACCCUCAUUUUUUGGGUCAUUCGACCUCUAUGACUUCAGGAAAUUGAUGUCUUCGUAACUAAAGUAGUUUAGAAUGAUUGAAUCGAGCCAUAGACCUACUGCAUGGCUCAAAUGCUGCUCACCAAUGCUUUAAUCUUUUAGUACUGGGCAGAAGUCCGCAACAAUUCAGAGUAUAGGAAAAGAAGUUGACUGAGUUGUUAGCAUUUGGAUGUGAUGUCAAGGAAACGGGAUCCUCUCAGCUGAUUUUGCUAUUUUUAAUCAACAGAGGGGGGUUUGUUUCUUUUGGGUAGAUGUUUUGUGAAUUGUAAGAACCUUCGGUGAGUUUGUAAAAGUUUUAAAUUGUAAAAAGGUUUUAUCGUGUCUUGAUUUUGAAACGCACAGCUUGGCUUAUUCUCUCCCCCUUCGAUCUCUCAAUGUGUGUCUCUCCAGGCUCUCAUCUGAAGCAACAGGACUGGCGACCAACUGAUAGAACAGGCUCUGCAUAGAUGUGAUCUGCACUAACCCCCCCCCCCCCCCCCCCACACACACACACACACACAUUUUACCUUCUACCACUCAUCGUUCCAUCACUCAGCUCUCUCCUUUAGUGGUCAGUGCAACUAUCCAACAUAGUUGUACUUUUUUAUUUUUUUGUCAUUUAAAAAUCACACCACCCACCCAUUUUUAAUAAUAAUUUAUCUGCAUUCAUUUUGUUUUUACGAAGAAAACAAUUAGGUUUUUAGGUCCCUUUUGAGUCCGCGUUGAAAGUUUUAAUGAUUUAUUCUUAGUUUUAUAUUUUUUUGGGGGGGGGGGGGGGGGGGGGAAUGAAAGCUCUCCUUGUCUGUCUUUACACUGUCACAAAAGACUAGAUAGAGGAGAAUAAUCUAAAGGGUUAAUUCUGUAAAAGGUGGAUUUUUUUUCUUUCUUUAAAAAUGAAAAGGAAAAAAUUAAUAAAAGCCUCUAAAAUAAAAAUAGAUUGACUGUUUUUUUCCCGUGCAUAUUUAAACCCCUCUAGUCCAUUUUAUUCAUUGAAUAUCUGCAGAAACUCACCUUGAUUUUAAUGUUUGUCACCAAAGGGGGAAACAUGGAGCUUGUGUUGUCGUCACUACUGGUGCUUUGGGUAUGACAAAUAUCUCUUAACAGUACUAGCAUUAAUAGAAAAUACUUUAAAAACACGUACAAACACAUUUCACCUUAAACCUUUUUUUUUUUGGUUUCCUUGUCAUUCCUAUUUUUCUAUCUUCUCUUUUACCCCGUGUCAUGUUCAGGAUGUGUCCCAAAUUGCACACUAGUUCCUAUGUAGUGCACUAUUAACGUAAUGAGGGUGCCAUUUGGGAUGCCGACUAUAUUGCCGGGGUCGGAAGGUUCUUGGGGGUUCUGUUCGAGGGCUAGGAAGCAGAGAGGACGAUCCUCAUUUUUCUUUAGAGAGAAUAAUAAUACCACAAAAACUAAAAGUUGAAAUAUUUGUUUCAAAUGGAGGGAAUAUUUUUGUUUUAACUACCAAAGGGGAUCGAAUCCUGAAUAAUGACAGGCGUGUGUGUCUAAGUGUGAGGAGAGAAACUAAGAUAUAUUAUGAAUGAUCGUUAUUAAGCUGAAACUAAUAUUAUGGAUGAUCGUUUAUUAAGCUGAAACUAAGACAAAGAAAAGGGUGUUUUUAAAUUAACACUAGUUUCCUGUUCUUUGCUGAAGUCAGAAUUUAUUUUUUAUUAUUUGCAGGAAAUAAAUCUUUUGUGCACGUUUUUGGAAAGACUGUAGAGCUGGGUGCCACCACAUUGUUAAAAUAAACUACAGAAAUAAAGAUGUGAAAUGCUCAAACUUCAAA
This is a messenger RNA of Oncorhynchus kisutch (coho salmon), 4113 nucleotides long. RefSeq names its product poly(rC)-binding protein 2. Gene Ontology annotation, molecular function: RNA binding. The coding region runs from base 361 to 1632 and encodes 423 amino acids. Lineage: Eukaryota; Metazoa; Chordata; Actinopteri; Salmoniformes; Salmonidae. The record is from RefSeq and is a predicted model, not a curated record. The transcript is spliced from 12 exons.